AUGGAAAUCCAAAAAGACAUUUGGAGACAGUGGGUGUCGAAGCAGCAUAAACUUAUGGAAAGGUACAACGAAAAAGACUGGUUUAAGAAUUUGUUGAAAUUUAUAGAAGAAGAACCAAACGAAUUGGAAACGGAAAAUCAUGUUGAAAAUAUUUCAUUGACAAAUUUGGAAGAAUUAGAGACGCAAAAAUUAUAUCAAGAAUUGUAUAAGAAAAAACAAUUAAUAGCCAAAUUGUGGAUGCUCAUACUUCUAUUGGUAGUAGAAGAAUGCGAAAUUGAGGAUAACAUUAAUGACAAGGAAUUAUAUUUGGAUAGGUUCUUAGAAAGCUUGAAGUCAAAACGGUGUUUUGGUGAAAAAAGAUAUAAUGCUGAAAAGAUAUGCGAAUCAAACGACAUUUUCGAUGGAAACAAAAAUGAUGAAACAGAUAAGUACAAAAAUGAAGAGUGGUUUAGCGAAUUGAAUGAUGACUGCAUAAACGAUGAUGAUGAUACAUAUAUAUUAGCUAACAAAAAUAAGCUAGAUAAAUAA
This is a messenger RNA of Plasmodium vivax (malaria parasite P. vivax), 528 nucleotides long. Its product is annotated as Pvstp1, truncated, putative. The record is from RefSeq and is a predicted model, not a curated record. The transcript has a single exon. Lineage: Eukaryota; Apicomplexa; Aconoidasida; Haemosporida; Plasmodiidae. The annotation marks the transcript as partial.